AGGUUUCAUGAAGAAAAGCUAGAAUAUCUAUAAUUUGACAUUAUUAUAUACAAGACCUCUAUCGCGAACUGAUCGAUUAAAUUGUCUUUGACUAUCCAAGGAGAGGAUUCAGAUUCAAUAGCUCGUGCAAUUGGGUAUUCUUCAUUUAAAGAAAAGCUUCAGUGAAAUAAUAAAAAUGGUUCGCCGCUAUAUAGAACCUACUGAGCAAGUUAAAAAAAAAAAUACGCUGAGUGAAAUUGAUUUAUACAAACCAUUCUCCGAAAUGACAAGUGAUGAGCUUAAGGAAAAAUUUGAGGAAAUAGUCCUCACAAAUGUUUAUUACGUUGUACCAAAGAAAACCGUCAAAGAGAAGGUCCGCCGCCGCCCUAAGAUGGUUCCAUUGAACGAUAUACUGAAACUUAAUACCUCUGACUAUCGUUUUAAAACCUCCUUUUUCGGUGACUACGCCAUUAAUGGGGAUGAAAGCUAUGAGGAAAUACUUAAUUAUGCCUUGUAUGCAUUCGCUCAUGAAGAUAACCCUAACAAAUCCGACGACUUUUAUAACGAUGUUUUUGCGACUGUACACUUUGUUGCUGAAGGAUCUCCUGCUCACGAUGCGGGUCUACGCGAGAAUGAUCAGCUGGUUCAAUUCGACUACAUUCACAUCGGAAACUAUACCGACACCUUUCAAUUGCGUAAAAUUGUUAAGCAAGCUUAUUACAAGAUCAUUAACAUCCAAGUGCGACGUGGCAACAAUAAAGUUUGGAUAGCAGUGUCUCCUCGCACCUGGGAGAAGCCGGGUUUGAUUGGCUGCCAGAUCAUGAACCGUUGGGGAAGAGCUAGUACCCCUCGCUGGCCCUUGGUACAAUAGGUCCUUUCGCGAACAGCGUGAACAGUGUAGCCAACUUAGGGGGUUAAUCCCAUGUAGGUAAAAUUCAAUUGUUGGCAACACUGGCUUUAAAUGUCCGUAAUAUCAAUGUCUAUGAUAUGGCGUCCGCUCGCUUGGUGGGACGUUCGCUUGGUUACAGUUUUAUGUUAAAUAGAUUUAUCUAUUAAUUUAGUAAUAUUUUUAUUUCAAAUUGAUUUUUAUAAUCAUUUUGUUAAUCGUAAAAUUUUGUAUAAUUAUGGUUCGAAAUUUAAAAUUCGGGACAGAAACUUCUAGAUCUUAUACCAUAUUACUGACAAACCUAAUGAAAUGGUUGGUAUUAGUAUAACUUUAGGACACAUUUUAUCAUGGGAGGGCCAGGUAGGGCAGAAGCCGAGGUUUACGGCAGUGGUCAUCACGCCCUCACGGCCUUAGGUGCCCAGAAAAAAAGUCCGAAAACUUAUCAAACCUACUUUAAUAAAUACCUGGCUGUACCAAUGUUACAAUGAGUAUCCUCUGUAGCAAGAUAAUAUGUUAAUGUAUAAUUCAAUCGGUGAUUUAGAAAUUAAAUUUCAAAUUCAUUGUGAUAUAGUUUGUUAAAUAAUUUAUUAAAUAUUUUAGAUUAAUUUUAGUUACAAUUAUAUUGAUUUAAUCAAUUAUAUAAAUAUAUAUGCAAAUACAAUCACUCUAAAAAUAUAUCUUAUGAUUAAUCA
This is a messenger RNA of Nymphalis io (European peacock), 1557 nucleotides long. RefSeq lists its product as uncharacterized. Gene Ontology annotation, cellular component: nucleus; cytoplasm. Gene Ontology annotation, biological process: proteasome regulatory particle assembly. The transcript is spliced from 3 exons. Gene Ontology annotation, molecular function: protein binding. The record is from RefSeq and is a predicted model, not a curated record. Bases 176 to 850 code for a protein of 224 amino acids. Lineage: Eukaryota; Metazoa; Arthropoda; Insecta; Lepidoptera; Nymphalidae.